AUGUCUCAGUCCUCAUUGAAAUCCACCCCUCCCGCAUCCUCGCCGUCCACCACAGUCACGACGCCGGAACAGUCCCCCGGCGCGGACGAUGAUAUCUGGGAUACUUCGUCUGAUUACCACGACCAAGGCUUUGACAAUUCUUCUCACCAUCAAGAUGCAAGCGAUGGUGGGGAAGCCGACCGAGACCGAGGAGAUUAUGGAUCUGCUGAGAACGGAAAUGGAAAUCCAAACGCAACUGGUAUCCGGCCCCGGCGUGGCGAGAUUCUAAGCGAUGUCCCGUCCCUCCGUCGACAGCAUAUGACGGACGGAUAUAGAGAGGGGCUGUCUGUAGGCAAAGCCCGCGUGAUGCAGGCCGGGUUCGACGCUGGGUAUCCCUAUGGCGUGGAGAUUGGGUUGAGAGUUGGGAGGUUGUUAGGGGUGUUGGAGGGGAUUGUGUCUGCUGCGACGAGUGCGGCUACGACUCCGACUACGACUGCGUCUAUGAGUUCUAAUGUAGGAGUGGACACCGGCCGCAGUCUGAGUGAGAGGAGGAAAGGAGGAAAUACCAUCUCCAGCAAAACAUCCCAUGUGUCCGAUUUUGCAGGUUCUAUUGGUGUCUCUGGGCCCGCUUCCGCUUCGAAUGGAGCUUCUUCGACCAUUGACAACAAAACGGAUAACGCUUCAGUCGAGGUCCGAGGGAAAAGCGCACGAGAAAGUCGCAACGCCAAUACUGCCGAUGCGAAUGAAGGUGUCGUUGAUGUGCAGUUCGUGCGCAGACUAUAUGAACGUGCGAAAGACGAACUAAAGAUCUCCGAGCUCUUGAAGGUCUUGGAUGAUGCGAAGAUUGCUCAGCUUGGACUGGAAGAUUCAAGCCAGCACCAAGAAGUGUCGACUCAGCUAGACGUCUAUUCCAACCGAGAAUCAGCAGGGAUCACAAGUGGGAGGAUAGAAGGGAAUGAACAGCAAGAAAAAGGAAAAAGUCUAGAUCUGGGCGACGAGGGACGUGGAGGCGACAAACCCAAUAGUCCAGCUCCAUCUCUACCGCAGGAAAUUGAGACCGUGCUGGCGAAAUGGGAGGAAAUCGUGCUGGGAAGCUUGAGUUGA
Molecule: messenger RNA, 1083 nt
Organism: Capronia coronata CBS 617.96
Lineage: Eukaryota; Fungi; Ascomycota; Eurotiomycetes; Chaetothyriales; Herpotrichiellaceae
Exons: 1
Coding region: 1-1083 (360 amino acids)
Source: RefSeq, a predicted model, not a curated record